Penaeus monodon (black tiger shrimp) is the source of this 365-nucleotide messenger RNA. RefSeq lists its product as uncharacterized. Lineage: Eukaryota; Metazoa; Arthropoda; Malacostraca; Decapoda; Penaeidae. The record is from RefSeq and is a predicted model, not a curated record.
CUUCCCUGCUCUCUCCCUGGCAGCCCCACGGCGACGGCAAGCGGACCCACGUGGCCAAGCGCACCCGCGAACACGAACUCAGCAACCGCAUGGGCCACGGCGAUCACCACCGCCGAGACCACAGCCUUGGCCACAAGACGGACGCCCACAAGAACAACUCGACCCACAGCGCCCACCGCCCCGCCCAGCACAAGCUCGAGGGCGCCCACAAGGCCGAGGCGCGCAAGGCCCUAGCGCACAGGAACGCCGGCGGCAGCAAGGGCGCCAAGACCCCAGGAGGUGACGCCGGCAGCAACCACGACGCCAAGGACCUGCAGCUGCAACACAUCACCGAGCACAACAUCGAGAAGAAGCACGAGGAUAAG